Messenger RNA from Penicillium soppii, 1596 nucleotides. Its product is annotated as amino acid permease. NCBI's taxonomy places the organism in Eukaryota, Fungi, Ascomycota, Eurotiomycetes, Eurotiales, Aspergillaceae. Bases 1 to 1596 code for a protein of 531 amino acids. Gene Ontology annotation, biological process: amino acid transmembrane transport. The record is from RefSeq and is a predicted model, not a curated record. Gene Ontology annotation, cellular component: membrane. The transcript has 5 exons. Gene Ontology annotation, molecular function: amino acid transmembrane transporter activity.
AUGGCCGAUAUUGAAAAACACCCCGCGGGGCCUACAGUGAACGAUGACUUCGCGUCAAACCCCAUAGUCAAUGCCGACAAACUUGCUCGCCGCUUGUCUUCCAGACAAGUGCAGAUGAUUGCUAUUGGUGGUACUAUCGGCACCGGUCUUUUUCUCGGAACGGGUACAUCGAUCGCUACGGGCGGUCCUGCCUCGACGCUGAUUGCUUAUGCUAUUUGCGGUGCUAUUGUCUUUAUCACUAUGCUCUCUCUCGGUGAGAUGGCGGCUUUCAUGCCCGUUGCGGGUUCGUUCUGUACUUAUGCUGGUCGCUUUGUUGAUGAUGCGCUGGGUUUUGCUUUGACCUGGAAUUACUGGUUUAAUGAUGCAGUUUCAACCGCGUCAGAUAUCAUUGCCCUACAGCUUCUGUUACAGUACUGGACGGAUAAUUUCCCAGGCUGGGCAAUCAGUCUUAUCUUUCUGCUUGUCGUGAUUGCCCUGAAUGUCAUGUCAGUCAGGGUUUACGGCGAGAUUGAAUAUUGGCUGAGUUUACUCAAAGUCAUCACGAUUAUUAUCUUCAUCAUUCUUGGAAUUGCUGUCAACUGCGGCGGAAACAAAGACCACGAAUACAUCGGUGGCAAGAACUGGCUGAAAGGUGAUGCACCCUUCGUCGGCGGAAUCGGCGGCUUUGCAUCAGUCUUCGUCACAGCCUCUUUCGCAUUCGGCGGCACCGAGUCCAUCGCCAUCACAGCCGGAGAGACCAAAAGCCCCGCCAAGACCAUGCCCAAAGUCGUCCGCAACGUCUUCUGGCGCAUCGUCCUCUUCUACCUCCUCUCCAUCCUAAUCGUCGGCCUAAACGUCCCAUAUGACUACCCAGGCCUCUCAGACGGCAACACGAAAACCAGCCCCUUCACGAUCGUCUUCCAACAAGCCGGCUCCGCCGUCGCAGGCAGUUUCAUCAACGCCGUAAUCAUGACCUCCGUCAUCUCAGCCGCCAACCACGCCCUUUUCGCCGGCUCCAGACUUCUCUUCACCCUCGCCGUCGACGGCUACGCCCCCAAGUUCUUCGGCCAUCUCAACCGCUUCCAAGUCCCCUGGGUCGCUGUCCUCGCCACCUCCGUCAUCAGCGGCCUCUGCUUCGGCGCCAGCUAUAUCGGCGCCGGCAAGCUGUGGUCCUGGCUGCAGAAUAUCGUCGGCGUCUCCAAUCAGCUCUCUUGGAUCUGUAUCGGUCUUGCUUCGCUGCGGUUCCGCUCUGCGGUGCGUGCGCAGGGCAUUGAGCAUCUUCUUCCCUUUAAGAAUUGGACGUAUCCGUACGGGCCGAUUUUUGCAGUGGGGUUGAACAGUGUUCUGGUUCUGGUGCAGGGUUGGAAGUGCUUUAGUCCGCAUUUCAAGGAUGUCGACUUUGUUUCGUAUUAUAUUGAGAUUCCAAUCAUGAUUGUCAUGUUCUUGGCGUGGAAGUUGGUCAAAAGGACCAAGUUUGUGAGGAAGUCAAAUAUGGACUUGAGGACUGAUCGCUAUGAUCCUUCUCAGGAGGAUGAUGGGCCGCUUGGUCAGGUUACGGAGAAGAAGAUGGGCGUUUGGGGUAAAGUCCAACGUUUUGGCCAGUGGCUUUUCUUCUAG